AUGAGCGAAGGAAUAGUUGUCAACCCGCUGAUAAUUUCACGACUAAUAUGUGGAGGAAACAACAUCGCUUUGAGGUCAAAGAUGGUUGGGACAUCUAUAUUUAUGGUGGGCGUAUCUACGCUUCUUCAAGUCCUUGUUGGAACGAGAUUACCGAUUGUCCAGGGAAGUUCCCCAAAUAUGAUAGCAGCCAUUACAGCAAUGACGACUCUGGAGAGGUUCAGAUGUGUAGCUGAAGUAACUACUAUUAUGUCAGUGGGAAAUACAACGCUCCAUGAGUCAAAAGAUACGAUGUAUGACGACAACUGGCCAAUGAGGAUAAAUGAAAUUUCUGGGUGUCUCAUGUUGGCGUCCGUAGUUCAGAUCUUGCUUGGUUUGACGGGGAUUGUCGGCUUUCUGAUGCGCUUCAUUGGACCCCUGACUAUCACACCCACAAUCUCACUGAUAAGUUUCACGUUAAUGCCAAUUUCUGCAAGUCUGGCAUCCACGCAUUGGGGUGUAGCAUCUAUGACAAUACGGCAUGCCAACAAUAAGUGUCGCUGGUUUGGUGGGCACACUAGCUGCUAUUACUGCUUCAAUAUAGUUGAAUCAGUUGCAGACUAUAACGCAUGCGCAAAGAUAUGCCAAGUUCCGCCUCCACCUGCGCACGCAGUCAACCGAGGAAUAGCGAUAGAGGGAUUGGCUAGUUUGGUGUCGGGGUCAGUCGGGGCAUGUCAUGUUACAACUUCUUAUAGCGAGAAUAUUGGAGUCAUAGGACUUACUAAGGUGGGGAGCAGAAUGGUUUUCAUCAUGGUUGGUGCAUUACUGUUAGUUGGUGGAUGCGUUGGGAAGAUUGGAACAGCAUUAGCUUUGAUACCUGAGCCUAUUUUGGGUGGUGUCUCAAUAAUGACACUAGGGUUACUUGGAGCAGUCGGCCUCUCUUGUAUCAGAUACGCCGAGUGUACCUCCAUUAGAAAUCUGUCCAUUUUGGGUCUUGCUAUAUAUGGAGGUCUGAUGAUAUCAAACUGGAUGGCUACACAUCCAAACACAAUCAAUACCGGAAGUCAUAAAUUGGAUCAAAUCCUCACCGUCUUCUUGAGUACAGCAAUGUUUUUUGGAGGAACUAUUGGCUUUAUUUUAGACAACUUAGUGCCAGGUACUCCCGAGGAGAGGGGCAUUCUUGCUUGGCGUGGGGAAAAUAUACCCAACAAAGAAGGCCAGCUCAUUAAAGAGGACGAGAGGACGAUAUAUGAUAUUCCAUAUAUCUCCGGCAUUUUGAAGAGACAUAAAGUGUUUAAACGAUUCCCAUUCCUCCCUUCAUUUGAUACGAACAUGCAAACGUAAAGCCUUAGAGGCUGAUAUUAAUUAAAAGAUUUAUGUAUAAAGUUGAAUGAAACGCUGAUGCGCUGUAAGCUUAAUAUAUUCUCACUCAUAUGUUUGUUAAUUUCCAAAAGAGUUUUGAAUAUAC
Messenger RNA from Owenia fusiformis, 1444 nucleotides. Lineage: Eukaryota; Metazoa; Annelida; Polychaeta; Sabellida; Oweniidae. The record is from the annotation of a GenBank genome assembly.